Blepharisma stoltei is the source of this 838-nucleotide messenger RNA. The record is from the annotation of a GenBank genome assembly. NCBI's taxonomy places the organism in Eukaryota, Ciliophora, Heterotrichea, Heterotrichida, Blepharismidae.
AUGGGUCGUAAGAAUAGACAAAAAAUUAGAUUCCUGAAGCCUUUUUGCUAUUAUUGUGAUAGAGAGUUUGAUGAUGAAUUUGUACUGCAUCAGCAUCAAAAAGCCAGGCAUUUUUCGUGUCAUACGUGCCAUAAGAAGUUUAGUACUGCAGCAUCGAUGGCGACACAUGUGCUGCAAGUGCAUAAAGAACAGGUGCUGAAAGUGCCGAAUGCAAAGACAGGAAGAGAUGCUAUUGAAUUAGAUAUGAUUUUUAUAUAUGAAUUAAAAUUUAGAAUAUUUAAGGCAAUUAAUAAUUUAAAAGUUAGAAGAUUAUUAUGAAAUAGUAUAUUUUUGGAAUGGAAGGAGUACCUCCACAACUCGUCGAACAAAGAGCUAUGAGUAUGGCACAUAAAAAGCAGAAAAUUGAAGAUAUUGAAGUCCCGGAACAAGCUGCAGGACCUCAAUCAAUUUUUACAUCAUGACCCUUGCCAGUGUUUUCAACAAGUUUUGAUACAACUCAGCUUGUGUAUAGCCCAGGACCUGCUUUGGAUUGCUCUGGGCUACAGCUUGCCCCCUUAAUUAGUGGGCUGACUCGGCAGUAUCAGUUGCCAAGCCAAACUCCACAGGUUGACGAGUACAACUUUAUGGCCGCUCGUCAAAUCCACAGGUUGAGGCAGCAAGCCGUAGCCCGAGGAGAUCCAAAGUAUGCCCUUGGCUAUAUUCUGAUGACUGUAUUUCAGUUGAAGAAAAAAGAGCUUGCUUGCCAAAGUAUAGGUAUGAUCAAGAAACUAUAUUGAAAACAGUAAAUCAGCUUGACAAUGAAAUCCAAUCAAGAAUAAAUUCGUUAUUAACAUCAUAA